Messenger RNA from Momordica charantia (bitter melon), 1290 nucleotides. RefSeq lists its product as uncharacterized. Gene Ontology annotation, molecular function: RNA binding. The record is from RefSeq and is a predicted model, not a curated record. NCBI's taxonomy places the organism in Eukaryota, Viridiplantae, Streptophyta, Magnoliopsida, Cucurbitales, Cucurbitaceae.
AAGAAAAAAACCUUCCUCUGAGAGAGAGAGGUUUUAGGUUGUUCUGCUCAAAGCGAUACAGUUAACUCCUCUGUGGCCCGUUAGGGUUUCUGUCAUCUCCCUCCAUCGCGUCGCCUCGCCACAUCCAAUCCGCCAUGGACAGGUACCAGAAGGUCGAGAAGCCCAAACCCGAAUCACCCAUCAACGAAAACGAGAUCCGAAUCACAAGUCAAGGCGCCAUUCGAAACUACAUCACCUAUGCCUCUACAUUGCUCCAGGAAAAACGUGUCAGAGAGAUUGUCUUAAAAGCAAUGGGGCAGGCAAUCAGUAAAGCAGUGGCUAUUGCAGAAAUUUUAAAGAAGAGAAUAUCACGGUUGCAUCAAGAAACAGCAAUCAGCUCAGUAAGCAUCACUGACGUAUGGGAACCCAUUGAAGAAGGUCUUGUACCGGUGGAGAUGACUCGUCACGUCUCAAUGAUUUCAAUUACCUUGUCCAACCGAGAGCUAAAUAAAAAUUCUCCGGGAUAUCAAGCUCCACACUUUGUGGAACAGCCAAAGCAACAAUAUAACAAUCAGCAGCAGCAGCUGCAACCACAGCCCAGACAACCUCGUACUUAUCACAAUGCUGUUAAUGAAGAUCCAUAUGGCCAAGGCAGAGGGCGUGGUAGAGGGAGAGGGCGUGGUUGGGGAAGAGGUGGAUAUGGAAACUAUCAAGGUGGAUACGGCAACUAUCAAGGUGGAUAUGGACACUACCAAGGUGGUUAUGGCCACUACCAAGGUGGACCUGACAACUACCAAGGUGGACCUGGAGGAUAUUAUCAAGAUAAUGGUGGGUACUCAAAUUGGGGAAGAGGAGGUGGGCGGAGUAGAGGAGGCUGGGCCUAUCGCGGAGCUGGAUACGAAAGAGGCAGAGGUGGAGGGGGUAGAGGUUAUGGCCGGGGACGGGGGCGGAUGGGAGGCCGAACAAGGGGCGGCAGUGGCGGUGGCGGUGGAGACCAGGCUUAGUUGAAACGUAUUGGUUAUUUUGUCCCAACCUCGACCUCUUACUUGAGCUCAAUGCUUGCCUUGGCCAGUGGGAUGAUCUUAUCACAUAUUUGUUUUGAUAGCUUGAAAUUCGGGUUUUUUUACAAAUUUCCAGCGUUGUUAGGCAGUGUCUGUCUUCUUCCUUUUUCCUUUCUGAUAAUAUGUGGGAUGCAGCAGCAGCAUUGUAUUUGUGGGCAGGGUUGUCCUUUGGUUCAUGUUUUUGCGUUCAGCUGAGAGCAAUCAGUUUAUUGUUAUUAAUGUAAUUCGUUUUACCAUUGUCUUCUCCAAA